Gavialis gangeticus (Gharial) is the source of this 4785-nucleotide messenger RNA. RefSeq names its product MANSC domain containing 1 (gene MANSC1). Bases 190 to 1452 code for a protein of 420 amino acids. The record is from RefSeq and is a predicted model, not a curated record. Lineage: Eukaryota; Metazoa; Chordata; Crocodylia; Gavialidae. The transcript is spliced from 4 exons.
CACCCGGCUCGGGACUCGGCCAGGCGCGGGGCUUUCCCGGAACAACCUCAGCUCGGGUUGGGAAGGAAAUGAAAGGCGUCAGAGAUGGUGACAGUUACGCAGUCUUCAUAAAAUGAGAUUAUUUUGAAGUUAAACAACAAGAAGUUUACUGUUUCUGGCAAAAGAAGAAUAAAUCCAACUCAAGUGAAAAUGUUUUUCAGUUUAAAUUUGUGUCAUCUCUGCACAUUAAUAAUGCUGUGUGCUAUGAUACCUGAGCCAUCCCUGUGUCAAAAUUGCUCGUUGGAGAAGAUGGAAAAUGUCAUAGUUGAUGUGACGGCAUCUCUCAAAAAAGGCAUCAAGGGGAUAGAGCCAGUAUAUACUUUAACACCAGCAGCUUGUAUUAAUGCUUGCUGCAUAGGAAAAAACAUAUCAGGAGACAAGAAAUGUAACUUGAUGAUUUUUGAUGCUAGAAGAAUAGGCAGGUAUCCAAACUGCUACCUCUUCUACUGUCCUAGUAGGGAAGCUUGUCCAGUGAAACCAGCUGAAGGAUUUGUGAGCUACAGGAUAAUUAGAGAUUCACAGAUUCUGAAAAAAAAUCCUUUCACAAAUAAGAACUUGCACUUUGCACGUGAUGACCCAAAUGGAGAAAAGCUUAUGAAGACACAAAAUGCUCCUCAAAUUCAGGCAAUACUCCUGAAUUCAACUGUCUCUCUGCAGCAAUAUAUCACUUCCCGGAUGUCUGAAUCCAUGGACCAUGAAGUAGAACAUUUAGAUAAUACUGAAUUGCACUCACAGUUUCCUCAAGGCCAGGGGAAGAAAGUUCCUAAGAACUCAGAUUCUUUUCUAAGUGAAAAAAUGACUGACGUGUUGUCUUCUACCAAUGCUACUACUGCCCAUGCUGAACUUAGCAUGCCCAGUACCACUACCCAUGCUGCACCCAGCACUACCACCACUACCAGUACUACUGCCCCUACUGAACCUACCACCACUAGUACCACUGCCACUACCUGUUCCCAACCUAGUACCACCUUUACCAGUGCUACAGCUACUGCUUUUGGUAAAAUUGACCACAUGAUCAAAAAUCCUCAAACUACGAUAGUGUCUGCACAGCUAGGGACAUCUACUACCAAAAUGGAGCCAAAGACUGCCUCUGUUGCUGCCAUUAACGUCUUCAGUCUCUUUUCUUUUUCAGGUGUUACUUUACCCAGUAAGAAAUCCACAGAUUCUUUGCAAAACACACACCAAACUAAGGGGGAACUUGCUUUAGAAGGCUAUUUGUCAGAUGAUGUUUCUCAAAGCAGUGCUGUCUCUCAUUUUGGUGAAAAGAGUAGCCUCAUCACAGCUUUAUUUUUUGGGUUGAUGUUCUUGUUAUUAGCUGUUACACUAAUAGGCAGAAGAAUGUCUGAAUCUUUUUGGAGAAGGCACUAUACCAGGUUAGACUACUUGAUCAAUGGAAUGUAUGCUGAUGUGUGAUUGCUUAGAAGAGUGAAAUAAAUCAGUAGAAAGCGUAGCCUUCUGUAGCAGCUGAAGAUAAUGAGUUUUUGACACCUAGUGUUGUGGUUCUGGAGAAGAUGUUCUCUUUUUGCUGUAAGAGGGGCAUGGAAUUCCUGUUUUGAGGUUUUGCGGGGUUUUUUCGUCUCUCGGAAAAAAAACCUUUUAAUUGUACUAUAGUGAAAUGUUUAUUUUUGUUUUAUUUUAUUUUAUCAAUUAAUAAAAUCUAAGUUAGGCAGAGAAGACCUCGCAUUUCAGAGAGAGGACAUUUCAGGAGAUUAAUAUAAUGUUCCAUGCAACCAGGUUAGGUAGUAAACAAAAAAAGCUUAUUCUGACCACAGAGGCAGCACAGUGUAUUGAAUAUAGUUUGCUACAAAGCUAUCUGGGUGCAAAUACUACUGUAAUUGAAUACUGUUUACUAUGCUACCUCUUGCCUUAAAAAGGAUCUCUAAGUUCAAAUUAAUUCCUGUUCAAAACACCACAGUGAAAGAGUAAAGUUUACCAUAUAUAUAAUACCUGCCAUAAAGUCAAGGAAAAGAAAGUUAAACCAUGUAAUGAUACGUGUCUUCAAUUCCUCAACAUGCGUACAGCCGGCUAUUGCCACAAUUGUUGUAAGCCAUGUGCCAAGUUUGUAAGCUACAAUCUUGUUUCUGCCUUUCCUCUGGGGAUGUUAGUCUCUGCUCUCUAGUGACUUUUGUACGUGUCACAGAGACGGCCUUUGUCCUACUAAACCCGUAGCAAAGUGUCUUCCUAACAAAAGUGCUACCUAUUGACUUGGCAUAUUCAUGAAAAGGAAUUUUUUCCCCAAAUCCAUCUCAUUCCUAAAUUGCUAUGACUCAACACAGGAAAAGAGCAUGCACAGGGUUCUGAUUGCAAGACAAUGGGGUUGCCACCACCAGAGUAGAGAAUGGGAGGUUGCUUAAGACUUCCAGGUAAAUAAGAAAGUUUAAAGGAAAACUGUGACUACAUAACAUUCACUGAGCUCAGAGGUGCAUCCUGCAAUCAAUAGAUGAAUGAACAUGUGUCUUGAUUUUUGUUAUGGCCCAAGAGGAAGAUUGGAAAACAUUACAAUUCAUUAUGAACCACUGAACAAUCAUUAAGUCUAGAAACUCUGUUGCUGACUGAACACCCAGAUUCUUAAGUAGUGACUUGACAGACACAUAAUAACAAACAUCUCAGCAGAGAGACAAGCACUCAAGGAGAAAUAUUUUUUUUUCUUUUAAAUAGGAUGUGACUUAUCCACAAGAUGUUUUGUGGUUGGGUAUUUGUGUUGGUUAUUUUUUUUGGUGGGGGGAAGGAGGGAAUAUAGAUUAAGCCACAAGUAGAGAUGUGAAACAUUAAAUAAUUGAUCACUUAACUGAUAAGCCCAGUGGUAAGGAGUUAUUUUACAGGUUAUUGUUUUGCGUGGGCCUUGACACAGUCCUGCUGGGAAGGGGGGAAGGGAAGCCAUGUGAUGCCCUAGCAGGAACAAGAAGGUGGCAGGGCAGGGAGGGGGUAGGGUGUGAGGUUAUAGUACCCAUAGCCUAUGAGGUUAAAGGAGAAAACAGUAGGCAGCCUAAUGACAAAUAAGCAAUUGGGUGCUUGCAGGUGUUCCCUCCUUCCCAGCAAAGGGCUUCACCUGAGCUGUGCACCUCCUCCUCCUCCUCAGGGGCUCUGGGAGUGGCUCCCAGCAGCAGCUGUUAUCAGUUAACAGUUUAACUGAUACAAUCAGAAGAGGUUAAAUGGAUAAUUUGUUUAAAUGUUAUUUAUGUUCCUAGCCAGAAGGGUACAAAAAUAGUCUCAGGAUAAAUAUCUUAAAGGCCCCAUUCUUAAUUCUAAUAACAGCUGUAUGCAAGAAAUUUUAUUGUUCAAAGGUAAAGGCAAUUCCAUUGUGUACCGUAGGCAAAACAAAGUUGUUGAAAUGCUUCUCAAAGUGAACUUUAUUGCAUUAAUGACCAACUCCUCCCCAGUUUUAUGCCUUAAAGUGUUUUGAUUAUAAUAAUAUUACUUAAGACCUUGAAUUGCUAGAAAUGAAAGAGAAUGGCAGGAAAUAACUAAUAAAUUGGGAAUAGACUGUGCAUUUGGCUGUUCCUUUCUCUACAGUCAAUUUAUUUGUUUCCUCUGUUUAUAUGGGUUUUAGCAAGGAACAUGGGAAUAACUUUUUCAGGUAAUGGGUUUGUAGAAUUACAAAUAAACAGGAAUAUAUUGGAAACUAAAUGACUUCUUGUUUCUUAACUGACUGAACUUGAAGUUGAUUGUGUCUGUUGCAAAAGUUCACAUUUGUGCAAAGUCUUCAGUAUAAUCUGUGCCAGUUGAGCUGCUUAAUAUAUAUUUAAAUUAAUAAUAGUCCUAAAAACUUCAUGUGAGUUACUGUAGUAAUGAGACUCUUGGGGGAAGGAUUGUGUUAAUUGCUUUAGUAUCCUGCAUCCUCCAGGGCAGUGUUUAGUUAAUUUAGGUAAGUAUGAAGUCAGAACACUAAAACCUAAGCCAGACAGCAAACAGACUGCUGGCAUGCUAACAAUAGAAGUAUGGCAGUAAGUUGUACACAUCCAGUGACCAGAUCAGCUAUGUGUAAAGGGGUUGAAAUUUAACUUCUGCUCUGAGAGGAACAAAUUAUUUUAAAAACUCUUAGUUGCUGGACUGAAGAUAUUUUAUAUGCACCUACUGCAGAAAGUAUCUCCUCUUUCAUUCUCUUUAUCAUGUUCUAAAUAGAAAAUUGCUAUUAGGAAACUUGAUGGAUUAUUCUACUUCUAUUGGUGAAUUUUGAAGCUACACUUGAACACUAGAGGGCAACAGCAGCUUAUGAAACACAAUCAAUGAGCUAAAGACACCCAUUUAUAAGUGCUUCAAAUGGUUGGAUUUUUUUUUUUACUUUCCAGUCUCUGUCUAACCUUACUGAGAUGAAUCUUGGCAAAAAAGCUUUUCACCAAAGGAAGUUUCCUGGUGUGUAAAUGUAUGCACACACAUUCAAAUAUUGAAUAUACAAAGCAAUUGCUAAUCAGUUUAAGAUUGGAGCUAUUUGGCAGCAGACUAGCCAGUAAACAAAUCCUUUGCUAAAUAUUACCUUGUCAAAUACAAACUUAAGUAUUGUGCUAGCAUUUUCAGUUAGUGCCUAGAGGAUGAACGAGAAUUGGUUUAAACAGUUUUUAGGUUCCUAUUGCUUAUAAUAUUAAUUUUAUGGGCUUAAACCUCAUUUGUGUGCUUGUGUGUAAUUUGUAAUAAGAGAGUAAAUAGGCAAGACAGCAGCCAUAAAAUUCCAUUAUGUUUUAUGUUGUGCCUUUCAGCAUUAUUUAUCUAAUAUUUUGGGGCCCACUUUUCUUUUUAUGCUGCAUGCUC